ACGUUUUUUGUAAUCUCAGUCACCAUGCCAUUAAAAAAAAAUCGAAUGUAUAUCAAUUGAAUCGGUGCGGCUGCGUCCGGUGCCAGGGUGGAAAAGGUGUUGAAAAGCUUUGGCACGUAGCUAGCUUCUGAUGCAGACACAAGGACAGGGGAAUUGGGAAAGACCGAUUUGACACAAAUGUCCCUGCCUCCAUUUGCCAAGACUUUUCCUUUGCCCCCACCUAUAAAACCCACCUGGGAAGAAUCGGCUAGAGAGCAGGGGAAGAAUGAGCGGGAGGGUUUCUUUCUGAUUGAAAUUUCCAAAUCCAGCAAGCGAAAACCCGCUUCCGUUUCUUCCUCCUCCUUCUCCCAAAAUGGAAGGAGAAGUUGGACCCGCCGCUGCCGCGGUCGUGCCUGCCUCCGCCACCGCUGCGCCGCCUCCCUCGCUGCCGUUGGUGUCCGAUUCGUCGUCUCUCGUCACAUCCCAUGAGGAGAAUCCGGAGGAGGCCCACGCUCUGCCGUCGGACGAGGAGCAGGAGAACAACGAGCAAUACCCCGACCUUGACCCGGACCACGGCGCCGAUCAUGAUGAGGAUCACGACGGAGACCAACACCAGGCGUCGGAGCAAACGGACGACGAUCUUAAGCUUAAAAUCAUAAAGCAGGUGGAGUACUAUUUCAGCGACGAGAAUUUGCCCACUGAUAAAUACAUGAUAAGCUUGAUAAAGAAGAACAAAGAAGGUUUUGUUCCUAUAAAAAUUCUUGCUUCAUUCAGGAAAAUGAAGAAACUUACCCUUGACCAUGAAUUCAUCUGUGCUGCGUUAAAGGAUUCACCAUUUUUGGUUGUGAGUUCUGAUGGAAAGAAGGUGAAGCGCCUUAAUCCUUUUCAAAUGUCAGAAGUAAAGGAUCCAAAGCUUUCCACGGUUCUGGUGGAGAAUCUUCCUGAAGAUCAUUCUUUGGAAAAUAUCCGAAGUAUAUUUGGUGAAGCUGGGAGGAUAAGGAAAAUCACGUUUCGUGAUCCUCAUGCGGGUGAAGUCUCAAAGAAAGGAAGCAAAGCAGAUUUUCUCGUUAGCAUCAAGUUACACGCCCUUGUGGAAUACGACACUGUGGAGGCUGCUGAAAAAGCUGUGGCUAGUUUGAACAAUGAACAGGACUGGAGAAAUGGCAUGCAUGUGAAACUUCUCAAGCGAGUGGUGGGCAAUCCUGCACAGAGGAAGCCGUGGAAAGAGCACGAUUUUGACAAGAGUAGCAAUGUUCGCGUGUCUUCUUCUCAAACUGUAGGGGAAGAGGUAGUUAAUCCUACACAGGAGAACCGCCAUGAUUUAUCACCAGAAGAAGAGGAGGCAGAACAUGUUUCCAAGGAGAAGAAUGGACAGAGAGCAAGAGCUAGAGGACGAGGUCGAAGGAAUAGAUAUCACAAUUCUAAUGGAAUGGGCCAUGGAACCGCAUCCUCUGUGCACGCAGCCGAACCCUCAAAGCCUCCGCCCGGACCGAAAAUGCCUGAUGGAACCAGGGGAUUCACGAUGGGACGUGGCCGCCCUCUCGCCUCCUCCGAUGUGGCGAAACCCAUUCAGCAGCAGCAGCAGACGGUCUGAAGCUGAUCAUGUGUCAUGCCUGUGUGCACUACGUUUUACCAUUUGUGAUGUAUGUUUACUAUUGCGUGGUGGGAACGGCAAGGAUUAGCCUCGCUGAAACGGGUUGUUGUGGGUUUGUCUUAGUUUUGUUGGGGGUGAGUUUUCUUGCAUGGUUUUGAAAUGUAGGAUGAAGAUGGGGAACAGGUCGGCCUUUCAUGUGCUCUACAAUUAGUGUGCCUGUUUUAGUUUGGUGUACAGAAAUACGACCUCCUCAUCCCCAUUAGUAGAUGGCUGUGAAUGAAUUGUGACUGUUUGCUUUCCUCUCUUCACUCAAUUCCAAGAUGCCCUGUUUUGGAAGCCACAAACCCUUAACACGGCUUACAUCCUUUGCUGUUUGCAUCGUAGUGUUGGUGGUAUGGUGUUAGGGCUGGCUAUUUGGUCCGGACUUUUGGUUUUACCUGAAAUCGGACCGUAUAAUCGGGACCGGAUAACAAACAAUCGAAUCUCAUAUUUGGGUUUAGAUUUGAGGUAAAAAAAUCGUUUGGAUCGGAUCGAAAACCGAAUAAAGAAUCAAUAAGAGAACCCAACACUCAAAAUUUAACCAACUUCUCACCCUUUGAUGCCUCAGGCCACUCAAAUCCCCACAAGUUCAAUCUAAUAUCAAGACCAAAUUGAGACCGGACCGGGUCAAGACCGGACUGGACUGUAUCCAAUCUAAUUUUUGGUCUUUAUAUUCCUGAAAAGAUCGGAUUGGGACCGAAUUAAUUCGGGCCAAUUUAACCGGACCAGACUGUAUAACCACCGUAUUAUGGGAAGGUUAUAUAAGUUUGUAUCAGCCAGGCGUUACUAGAUUUAUCUAUAAUGUAUUGAAUAAGAUUUAUGAUUGCAGCGUUAACUAUUUACUAACUGUAGUAUGAACUACAUAUGCGCACAUGAAAUUGAGGACGUGCCAUUGUAGUCUAAAAUUGAUCCGCAAAUUUGGGGGUCGGAUACUAUGCUAACCCCUAAAGGGGUAGUGAUUUUCGACACCCUCCUAUUGAUUGGUCAGUUUUAUAUUUAAUUAUUAAACAAGUAUUAAUGGCUGUCCUAAAUAAAUAUGAAUGGAGAAAGAAUUAAUUGUCAUAUUAAUUAUGCACGGGAAGGGGGCAAUUUAGCUGGAUCCCCUUUCCCUCUGUGGCGUUUCUACUCCCUUUCCCUUUGUUUCUAUUUCCCCCCUCCCUCCUCUGCUAUUUCCCCUUGUUUCUUUCCAUUGUUGUGGAGAACCAUAGCUCUGGUUCAUCAUUACACGGCUGGCGGAUAUCCCCGCCGCCCUUACAACAAGUCCGACCAUCCAUGUCGUCGGCCGUCUGCCGUCCUCCGUCUUCCAUCUCAAACAUCACCUUCCAACAACUUCCUCUUAUCCACGGCCUGCGCUUGAUCUUUUCCUGUUGACCACCGUCUUUCCACGGUAGAGAUUCGAUAAACCCUAAGUGGCGGCGACAGAAUCUGAAGGUGAGGGUGGUACCACUAGGCGGCAGAGGAAACACACCAAUGGACUGGUACGUGUACCAGUGGAGUGGUACGUGUACCAGUGGAGUGAUACGUGUACCAGUGGAGUUUGGAAUACAUCGUCAUGAAAAUAUUGUGGUCUCCACCACUUUUGAAGUUUGGAAUUGAUUUUAUUAUUUUUCUUUUGUCUUAAUUAUUGGUCAACUUCUUUCAAUGUCAUUGAAAUAUCUUUGCCGACGAGUAAUGAAUAGAAAUGGUCUUCGCACAACUUCGGCGGUAAUCAUACUACUUCAGUGGUACAUAUAUACCACUGAACUUGUACUAUACCACUAGACUGGUAUACAUAUCAAUUAACUGGUACUUAUACCACUGAACUGAUACUAAUUAAGACUGUCCUCAAUAUACCAAUACUCAAUACUUACUUGAUCAUGAAAUAUAAUUCUGGCACAAGCAACACAAUAAACAUUUAAAUCAGUC
This is a messenger RNA of Linum trigynum, 3517 nucleotides long. The record is from the annotation of a GenBank genome assembly. NCBI's taxonomy places the organism in Eukaryota, Viridiplantae, Streptophyta, Magnoliopsida, Malpighiales, Linaceae.